This is a messenger RNA of Ctenopharyngodon idella (grass carp), 2961 nucleotides long. RefSeq names its product gliomedin (gene gldn). Lineage: Eukaryota; Metazoa; Chordata; Actinopteri; Cypriniformes; Xenocyprididae. The record is from RefSeq and is a predicted model, not a curated record. Gene Ontology annotation, biological process: signal transduction. Gene Ontology annotation, cellular component: cell surface.
GUGGGGGGUUCUUCUCCAGCGCAUCAGGACGGCACAAAUCCGAGCAGCCCUCAGUCGCACAUAGACUCGACUGGAAACAAGGACUUCAAUUGUCUUAUCGCAUCUUCUUUUUUAGGGGAAUAUUCUAGACUUUUAUUAUCCAGCCUUAUUGUUGAAAGUGUUGAUUUGUAGUAAAUUUUGCUUUGCAGUUUUUGAACACUUUCUGAAUUUGAAUUCCUGAGAAGUCAGAAUGCUGGAUCCACUGGCAGAGUUGAGAAGAACCGGAGGAUUUAGGCAAUGUGGUGGCCGGUUGUCCUGGCAGAUACGUUGGGUCUUGUACAGCGUGUGCGUACUGGCGGUAAUAAACUGUGCCGGCCUGGUGCUGCUCCUGGUUCAGCAGAGAGAGCUGUGGGCUCAUCUGACUGAGCUGGAGAGGCAGAUGGUGGAGAUAUCUCAGAGCUCUGUGGUGGAGUUCAUGACACAGGUGAACGAAGAUGAGGCAGAGUAUCAAUACUCCAGAAACAAACGCAGACGGCAGCAUCGAGGGACACGACCCUUAGAGGAGCAUGAGGGGAGUGUGGGAGAGGAAGUCUUGGGAGAUUUCCAGUAUCAUUAUCAGCAGACGCAUGGGCCGGUUUACCAGCACAAAACAGAAGAGCAGGAUGGAAUGAUGAUGAUGAUGACUUACUCCAUGGUGCCAGUAAAGAUUCUGCUGGACAUUUGCAACAGUACUAAAGGAGUCUGUCUGACUGGGCCUCCAGGACCACCAGGAAUUCCAGGCUUGCCGGGUGAGGACGGAAUGCCGGGGUAUAAUGGAACAGAUGGAAUUCCAGGGUUGCCAGGAGAGCCUGGAGCACAUGGAAAACGAGGAAAACGAGGUCCUCCUGGUGAGAAGGGUGAGUCUGGUGAGAAAGGAGAGCAAGGAUAUCCUGGACCCCCAGGACCUCCUGGAGAACAGGGCGAACCUUCAAAUGAUGUGAUUGUAGAGGGUCCACCUGGUCCAAUGGGUCCAUCUGGUCCAAUGGGACCCCCUGGCCUCCCAGGUCCUCCAGGUCCCCCCGGGCCUCAAGGGCCACCAAGACACAGGAGCCACAGAGCACAUCUUCACAUGGGGAAGGAAUCUGUGGGUCACCUUAAUUCAGUCCCAAAUGAUGAUACCAUCAGCCAGAAAAUGGCAUCAUGGAAGAUAAACGACUGUGUUAUAAAGUCAGUGCAGAACCCUAGACAUCUGAUGAAAAUGAGCAGCACGUUUGGUGCGUGGAUGAUGGACACUGCCGCUCACGACGAUGAGAAGAUUUGGGUAGCAGAACAUUUCUCAGGUCGUAUCAUAAAGCAGUACAACAGUAUCGCAGCGUUCCAGAACAGCAGCAGUGAAUCCAUUGAUGUCCGGAAGUUUUUCCAAGGUUGUGGCCACGCUGUACAUAACGGCUCCAUAUUCUACCACAUCGCUGGAACGUUCAAUAUUGCCAAGUUUGACCUCCAGACCAAGAUCUUACACAUGCUGAGUAUUGACAACGCCCUCUAUCACAAUCUGUCCUACCUCCUUCAAAACUCAAAGACGUAUUUCAAAUUGGCAGUUGACGAGAAUGGUAUGUGGAUCAUAUUUGCCUCCAACAUUGACGACAGCAUCAUGGUGGCGCGACUGGAUGAGAAAACGUUCUCCGUCACCACCUACAUCAACACCACAUAUCCCAGGACCAAGGCCGGUAAUGCGUUUAUCGCCUGCGGGAUCCUCUACGUUACGGAUACCAAAGACACAAAGGUGACGUAUGCCUUUGACCUGCUGAAAGAGAAACCUGUUGGAGUCAGUUUAGAUCUGAGGGCACCUGGAGGGCUUCUGUCCAUGAUCUCAUACAAUCCCAGAGACAAACAUCUCUACAUAUGGGACAGCAGCUACGUCAAAUCAUACCAAGUUCAGUUCCUCUCAGAUGAGUAAUCAGAACUGAGGGUGUGUUCGCACUUUGCAGAUUUGGUUCGAUUAAAACGAACUCAAAUGGUGCAAUUGUUCUGUUAGUGUGGUUCAUUUUAAUAAGUGUGAACGCUGCCAUCCGAACCCUAUUGCACACCAAACAAGCAGACCGUGACUCCUGAAAAAGUGGGUUUCAAUCUGCUUCCAAACGAACUCUGGUUCGACUGAAAUAUGAACGCAACACUCACCAAAGACAUCUAAACAAACCUCAAAAAAAAAAAAAGGACAGAAUGCUCAAGGAUAUCUGGUUUUUCUCAGCAUAGUUGUCCCAUUACAGUUUGGUAGAACCGCCAGCUCCUUGGAACAGAUCUUGUUUGUGUCUAACGGAGGAAUUUCUGGUGCUGUUUUUACUCUUUUACAUGUUUCAUAAGUAGUUCUCAGCUGGUAAAAUACCAUCAUAUUUACGCAUAUACUGCACAACAAACACAUUUAGCCCAUCACACAGUUUUGGUUGUUCGGUAAGUUCAUUCAGAAAAUAUACAUCAUAAAGGAACCAAGAGAACUAAACUACAAGUGUGAACACACCCAUAAUUGGAAUACUUUGUGUUUUGUUUUGUCAUGUUCAUGUAUAUUUAUAAGCAAAUAAUAACUAAUGCUUCAGUUGUUACCCAUACCAUUCUAGUGAUACCUGUAAGAUGUUCAUGUAAAGUAUAUGGACACUUAAGCCAUGCUUAAAUCUCAAUAUCACUGCAUUAGACAUCAAACCUGCAAACAAUCUUGUAAAGUGAGCUUGCUUCUCUUUCUUUAAAAUAAAUGCCACUUGGUUUGAUAACUGUUACCUAAUGUAAUGAUAUUCAGGCAUUUUUUACCAUGACUUGAGUAUUCAAAAACAUUUUGGGGCUACUAUAUUUAUGCAAUAUUUGGUAUAAUGUUUCACUUUUAAAUGUUGGAUUUUCCUUCUUUUUGGCUAAUAUGCAUUUUAAAUUGAAUGGUUACAAAAAGAAAUUCAUUCUCUUGUUACAAGAAUGAAGCCAAAUGUGUGUAUAAUAAAUGGAAUUUCUAUGUGCGUCCUA